CGAGCUGAAGGUUUUUUGUUUUUUUAAAUAAUCCUCACCCCGCCCAUCGAGCCGUCACUCCCGAGUCUGACUAGUAGUUAGUGUCACAUUCUUUUCUCUGCUAACAUCUCGGACACACCUCAGCCGUCUCAGACAUGUCUGACUUCUCGGAAGAUCAAAUCCAAGAGUUCAAGGAGGCGUUCCUGCUGUUCGACAGAACAGGAGAGGGGAUGAUCUGUUACAACCAGUGUGGGGAUGUCAUGCGCUCCCUGGGACAGAACCCUGUCACUGCUGAUGUCCUCAAGGUCCUGGGCAACCCCAAAGCUGAGGAGAUGAACACCAAGAUGCUGGACUUUGAGAGGUUCUUGCCCAUGCUUCAGACCAUUACUAAAAAUAAAGAUCAGGGCUCCAUGGAAGACUUUGUGGAGGGACUUCGCGUCUUUGACAAGGAAGGCAAUGGCACAGUAAUGGGCGCAGAGCUGCGUCAUGUCCUCACCACACUAGGUGAGAAAAUGACAGAGGAAGAAGUGGAGACUCUCCUGGCAGGACACGAAGACGCAAACGGCUGCAUCAAUUAUGAAGCGUUUGUGCGCCACAUCAUGUCAGGCUGAGGGCCGGUACGGGCAUUGGGUAUACUAUGAGAGCUGGUCAGGAUGGUCAUGAACGGCUGAAGAGAAAACGAAUCACUUUUUUUUUUUCUUUUUUUUUUUUUGGUUUAGUCUUUUACUGUGUCACAUCUCUUUUUGCAGUUGGCUUACUACAUCCCCGCAAGCUCUUUUCCAUGGAUUUGAUUUGUCUAAAGAUGAUGCACAGUCUAAUAGCAUACUGUACAUGACCAUUGUGAAUGCAUUCAUUUAAGUCUGAAAGCUUGCUUUGACACAUUCCAAGAUGCAUCACCUGAGAAUUUUCACCAGUGACUGUAUAUUGUAAUACAUGUUGCUAACAGUCUGUCAUUUUUGGAUGGGGAUUUAAUAUUUAUACAUGCACUCAUACACGGUAAUGGUUUGAUCUACUGUAAUAUUGGCAAAGACUUUGGCUCAAGAACACUGGCUUGGUUUGACAUUGCAGUAAACCAGUAUAAUAAAUCAUAUAAAAGCAAUAUCCAAAGCGGGAAAACUUUCCAAAUGUUUCCAAUGCUUUUAAAAUUGCCCCUUUUUUGCAUUUGAAUAAAAGUCUCCUCAAAUACUA
Molecule: messenger RNA, 1167 nt
Organism: Phyllopteryx taeniolatus (common seadragon)
Lineage: Eukaryota; Metazoa; Chordata; Actinopteri; Syngnathiformes; Syngnathidae
Exons: 7
Coding region: 135-590 (151 amino acids)
Cellular component (GO): myosin II complex
Molecular function (GO): calcium ion binding; structural constituent of muscle
Source: RefSeq, a predicted model, not a curated record